Molecule: messenger RNA, 977 nt
Organism: Hypomesus transpacificus
Lineage: Eukaryota; Metazoa; Chordata; Actinopteri; Osmeriformes; Osmeridae
Gene: fkbp11
Product: FKBP prolyl isomerase 11
Exons: 7
Coding region: 284-862 (192 amino acids)
Biological process (GO): protein peptidyl-prolyl isomerization
Molecular function (GO): peptidyl-prolyl cis-trans isomerase activity
Source: RefSeq, a predicted model, not a curated record
UCUAACACAAGGGACUUCUGGGAUGCUGGCGGAAUGUUUGAGGAGGUCUCGGGCGACCCAGGUGUUGCAACAACGUCCCCAGGUCUUUAGCACCGUUAUCAACUGAUUAUUAUAACACAUCAGCCUUAACUGGGCUCAAGCCUUUUUUGUUAGGCCUAUCAGAAUUUGAGUUUGACAAAUUAUUUGUGCCCUUGGUCUGUUCAUAGUGACUGUAGAGCUGAGAAGUACAGUACUCAAGAAGUUGGUCGGCGUUGGGCAACUUCAAAAGUUUGAUUUAGCUACAAUGAAAGCAAGGACUGUAUUUUUUCUACUCUCGCUCGCUGCAAUAGUUUUUGUUGGGGCACAAGACAGCGAAACUGAACAAAAUGUUGUGGAAGAAUUAUUGGUGGAGACCUUGGUGAAACCCGAAAUAUGUUCUGUGUUGUCAGAAAUGGGAGAUACGCUUCAAAUCCACUACACGGGUAAACUGAUGGAUGGCAAAGUGAUUGACUCAUCACUGUCCCGGGACCCCCUUGUUGUUGAGUUAGGGAAGAGGACUGUCAUCCCUGGUUUGGAGCAGAGCCUGGUGGGCGUUUGUGAAGGACAAAAAGUCAAGGCCACUAUUCCAUCUCAUCUUGCCUAUGGAAAAAGAGGAUACCCUCCCACUAUACCUGGUGAUGCUACACUAGAUUUUGAGGUGGAGGUAGUCUCCUUGACCCAGCAAACUCCAUGGCAGAAAAUGGUGAAUGAUGUGUUCCCCCUGGUGUGUCUGGGCCUGGUGCCUACACUGCUAGGCUUGGUGGGGCUUUACCUCUAUAACAAGGCCAAAACCCCGCGACCCAGUAAGAAGAAAGCCAAGGACAAGAAGAGCAAGAAGAAAUAAAGCAAAAUAGGAAUAUUAUUUAAAUAUUAAAAAAGGCACAGACGCUCCAGAAGAACUUUGUUGUAACGGUGCCAGAAGAGCUCUAAAUCAGAGUAGUUCUGCAUUGCCUGGAAAA